UUUUAAUGAACAAAAGUUCCUGCCUUAGGUAUACAUAAGAUGUCAAACUUUUAGGAGCCUCUAGUCCGGGGUCCAGCAACGGAGGUGUACAGGACGGGGGGCCAUGGGCUGCUGAACAUCGGGACCACCAAUCUCUUUGGGAUUUUACCAUCUACAAACACAUUAAGAUGCAUCUCCUGCCAUUGAUCGCCUUGUUAGCAGUCUGCGUGAUUCCACCAGGAACACCUCUGGAUGUAUUUGGUAAACCAGAUUGGUCCUCGCUGACAAGAUGCAGUCUUUUUGGAAACAAUCACAUCCGAACGUUUGAUGGAACUUUUUAUGAUUUUGUCGGAGACUGUAGCUACAUGUUGGCUGGAGACUGUCACAAGCAUUCAUUCACCCUGCUAGUGGACUACAGACAUGGUAAAAAGAACAGCGUCUCAAUGUAUCUGGGAGAAUAUUACGACAUUCAUGUGUUUCUGGAUGGGACGGCCACAGAAGGAGAGAAAAGCAUCACCAUGCCGUACGCCGCCAAUGGGAUUUUCCUGGAGAACGAGGCUGGAUACUAUAAACUCUCUAGUGAGGAACAUGGUAUAAUGGUGAAGAUCGAUGUCAGCGGGAAUACGCAGAUCCUACUGUCCACCGAACAUUUUAACAGGACGUGUGGACUAUGCGGGAACUUCAACCAGCUUGCAGAAGACGAUUUUAUGACUCAAGAAGGUAUUUUGGCUGACCAGAGUUAUGAAUUUGCCAAUUCCUGGGCGCUGCAUGGUGGUGAUAAGAGAUGUAAAAGAAUUUUUCCUCCCAGCAACACCUGCAAUAUUUCAUCUGAAGCAGCCGAGAAGGACUUCAUACAGAGAUGUCAAUAUCUGAAAACAUCCCCAUUGUUCAUGAAGUGUCAUCAUGCCGUCAACCCUGACCCCUUCAUUGCCAUCUGUGAGAACGACAUGUGUGAGUGUGCAGAGGACGUGCACUGUCCGUGUUACACCUUCCUGGAAUAUGCAAGAACGUGCGCCCAGCAUGGGGUUAUUGUGAACAGCUGGCCAAUGGAAACUGCCUGCAAACCCCAGUGUCCACAUGGAAUGGUUUACAGGGAGUGUGUGUCUCCGUGUGUUAAGUCCUGCCAGAGCCUUAAUAUUAAUGAAGUGUGCCAAGAACAGUGCACGGAUGGAUGUAGUUGUCCCGAAGGAAAAGUUCUUGAUGGAUCCCAUUGUGUGGCGCCCUCUGAGUGCUCCUGUAUUCAUUCUGGUAACCGAUAUCCUAUAGGAUCCACAAUCAGAAGAGACUGUAAUACUUGUUCUUGCAAAAGUGGGUUCUGGGAGUGCAGCAAUGAAGACUGCCCAGGGGAAUGCUACGUCACUGGACAGUCACACUUCAAGAGCUUUGACAACAAGCAUUAUACCUUCAGUGGGAUCUGUCAUUACUUACUUGCAAAAGACAUGGUGGAUGGAGCGUUCUCUGUGGCCAUAGAGACUGUGCAGUGUGCCGAUGACCCAGAUGCUGUGUGCACCAGAUCAGCCACCGUGCGUCUCCUGGACAUGCAUAACAUUACGGUGAAACUUAAACAUGGAGGAGGAGUGUCCAUAGACGGACAGGACAUCAUGCUUCCAUUGCUGCACGGUUCCCUUCGUAUCCAGACAACAGCUUUGUCGUCCGUACAGCUCUCGUAUCGGGAGGAUCUACAGAUUGACUGGGACGGCCAUGGGAAACUCAUCACUAAGCUUUCUCCAGUUUUUGCCGAGUUCACUAGUGGCCUUUGUGGGAACUACAACGGAAAUCAAGGUGAUGACUUCCUUACACCUUCAGGACUUGUAGAGGCCAGUGUGGAAGACUUUGGAAAUUCCUGGAAACUCAAUGGUGACUGUGCAGAUCUGGUUAAACAGGACACUGAUCCGUGUAGUCUGAACCCCAGACGAGCCAGAUACGCAGAGGACGUCUGCUCUACCCUCAUGGAUUUCACGUUCCAGCCAUGUCACAGCGAGGUCAACCCCCUUCCAUAUCUAAAGAAUUGUCGCUACGAUGUCUGCGCUUGUUCCAAUGGGAAGGAGUGUAUGUGCUCUGCUAUUUCCACCUAUGCCAUGGCCUGCUCCAAGAAAGGCGUCCUCAUCGAGUGGAGAUCACCCGAAUUUUGCUCCAUCCGGUGUUCUGAAGGAAAGAUUUACCAGCAGUGCGGGAGUCCCUGUAACCAGACCUGCAGGUCAUUGUCUCAUCCUGACACCAACUGCAGAGAGUCCUGCAUGGAAGGAUGUUACUGCCCCCCCGGACUGUACACCAAUGAGUACGGAGAAUGUGUCCCCAAGUCCGAGUGCUCGUGCUACUACGAUGGGGAAUUGUUCCAACCAGACGAUGUGUUCUCGGAUCACCAUUCUAUGUGUUACUGUGAGAACGGACUGAUGCAUUGUACUAUGAAUGAUGUACCAGGUGCCUAUUACGCAGAAGCCUUUUUCAGCCAAUCUGCCAGAGUAAAGAGAAGUGCAGAUUGUCGCCCUCCCAUGAAAAAAGUUGUGUGUUCUCCUGAUGAUCCAGCAGUUAAAGGGACACAAUGCGCCAAAUCUUGUGACAAUUAUGAAGCGGAUUGCAUGAGCACUAAGUGUACUUCAGGAUGUAUGUGCCCGGAUGGCAUGGUCCGACACAAUAACAGGUGUAUAUUUCCCAAUAAGUGUCCAUGUAGACAUGCAGGGAAGGACUAUGCUCUGGGGGAGUCAGUGAACCAAGACUGUAACACCUGUGUUUGUCGAGGCAGAAUUUGGCAAUGUACAAAAAAUGUCUGUGACGGUACCUGUUCGGCCAUCGGGAUGUCACACUACUUCACAUUUGAUGGCCUGGUCUACAACUUUCCUGGAGACUGCCAGUAUGUGUUAUCUCAGGAUUUCUGUGGUGAUGAACCAGGAACCUUCCGCAUCCUUGUGGGAAAUGUUGGUUGUGGUUUCACUGGAGACAGAUGUACAAAGAAGAUCACAAUUCUGUUUAGAAAUGGAGAAAUUGAGUUAGAAAAUGAGCAGAUCAAUAUCAGGAAACCUCUGAACAGCGAGAUUGGCUUUGACAUUCGGCAGUCUGGAAACUUCUUCAUUUUGACUCUGGGAAGUGAAAUAUCCAUUACAUGGGACAAAGGGAAGAGAAUCUACAUCACCUUGAAGGGAACCUUGAGGAAUAAAGUCUGUGGUUUGUGUGGAAACUUUGAUGGAAUCGAAAACAACGAUUUGAUGAGUAGUAAUAAUCAGGUGGAAAAUAACCCCAGUAACUUUGGAAAUUCUUGGAAAGUGAAGCCUUUUUGUGCUGACGUUGCGAUGAUCACCGCUAUCACGACCAUGCCCCUGUGCCAAGGCAAUGCCCUAAAACAAGCUGCCGUGGAAAAUGCCUGCGACAUUUUAUGGGAUGACCUUUUUAAAGAUUGUCAUAAACUAGUUGAUCCGCUGCAUUACCAUGAUGUCUGCACUUACGACACAUGCAUCUGUGAAUCCAUUGGGGACUGCGCAUGCUUCUGCGACUCUGUAGCGGCCUAUGCUCAUGCGUGUGCUCAGGAAGGAGUUCACGUGCAGUGGAGGUCAUCCCAUUUUUGUCCACAGAGUUGUGAAGAGAAGAAUGUGAAGGAGCUGGACUACGUGUGUGAAUGGAGAUACAACAGUUGUGCAUCAGCUUGUCCAGUGACCUGCCAGCACCCGGAAUCUACAAAUUGUCCCCUUAAAUGUGUGGAAGGUUGCCAUGCACACUGCCCUCCUGGUAAAAUCCUGAAUGAGGUAACCGGAUCAUGUAUUGACCUGCAAGACUGCCCUGUAUGCGUGAUUGAAGGACGCCGCAUUCCGCAUGGAAAGUACAUUAUAUUGAAUCAAGAUGAUCCUUCGCUUUGCCAGCAAUGCCAUUGUGAAAAACAAACCCUACAGUGCAAUGCUUGUGAGGCAAAAACAACAAGAGCCUCACCCCCAGAAAUCCCUCAGGAGGAACCAACUCCAGAACCAACGCCAUAUGAAGAGGAAGAGGAAGAGGGAACCGUUGCACCCGGGACAUACAACUGUGAGAAAGCCAUGGAUCUGGUUUUCCUAGUAGACGGUUCCUCAAAACUUUCCCGAACCAGUUUCGAAACUGUAAAAGAUUUUAUUGUCAGUAUUAUGGAAAAGAUACGCAUCUCGCAGUCAAGAAUUCGAGUCAGCGUCAUCCAAUACAAUACCACGCACACGCCUAAGUUAUUCAGCCUUAAUGAAAGGCGGAGACUUACUGACUUGGUUGCCAAAGUAAAAAAUAUGAAAUACAUGGGGAGUCCAACAUCUUCUGCCGCGGAGGCAAUAAAAUUUACAAAUUCAUAUAUCUUCGAUCUGGCUAAGAGGGACAACGCACCAAGAAUGAUCUUACUACUAACAGCCUCCAAAAGUUCAAAAAGCUUGACAAGUAUAAAGCUUGGCAUAAAAAAGCGUAAAGUCACUGUGAUUCCCAUCGCGAUAGGUCCUUCCGCUGACAGGGGUGACAUUGAAUUCCUUGAAAAGCAGUCACCAAUGAACAAACCAUUCAUUGUGCCCAAUGUGGAGGACCUAAUCGCCCGGAAGGAUGAAAUAAUCGACUACUUGUGUGGAAUAGUACCGGAGCCAACACAUACAGUACCUAUUAAACCUCAAACAGAGCCAUCUAAAGUGAUUACUACCACCACCGCCACCUAUGUAGAGCCCUCGACGAAGACCCCCACCAUUGCACCAACCCCGGCUCCCAAAAUUCCUGAUAGAGAACUUACUAUUGCAUUUGAAGGCUCUGUGGACAUUGAGAAGAUAAAGAUCUUCCUUGAAGAUCUGAUUCAGAGAAUGGAUAUUGGUGAGGAAACCAUCCAUAUCACCAUCAUACAGUACUCUUAUACUAUAACUAUUGAAUACACCUUCACUGGGAUAUUACGGAAAAGGGAAGUGAUCGAACUGAUUAGACGGAUCAAAAACAGAAGCGGGAAUGCCACAAACACCGGGGAAGCUCUACGAUACAUAAGUCAACACACUUUGAGGAAGGACUAUGAAAGUAGGCACCAAAAUCCUCACUUGGUAUAUAUGAUACAGGAAAAUCCACCUACUGAUGUCAUAAGAAAAGAGGACAACAUAAAUGUCUUUCCUAUAUCGGUUGGCUCAAAUGCUCCCAUAAAAGAGCUGGAUAUAUUGGGGCAUCAAAGAUAUUUCCAAAACUAUGACCAGUUACCUAGUAUAACAGAAGAAAUAAUUAAGGGUUGUUGUUCUAGGAUCGACGAGCCAACACAUAUUCCUAUAGUACCAUGCAUGAAACAGAUGGAUAUCAUAUUCAUACUGGACAGCAGUUUGAAUGUCAAAGAAUCGGAAUUUGAGUAUAUGAAAACCUUUGUGAAAAAUUUUAUCAAAAAGGCACACAUUGGUCAUGAUGCAACUCAAGUGGCCGUCCUUCAAUAUGGAUGGGCUCCUACUAUGGAGGUUGCAUGGACAGACCCUCAAGAAAAGAUAAGUCUUCUUAAACAAGUUGACAACAUGCAAAAGAUUGGAGAAGGAACCGGCAAAAUUGGAGAUGCACUGAAUUUUGCAGUCCAAAGUGCCGUAUCAGAUAUACAUGGAGGAAGGCCUCUUUCUACCAAGAUCGCAGUCAUCAUUGUCGCAGACAAGUCCUCAGAUCAAGUGGAUUACGCAGCCACCUUUGCAGCAGCCAACAUGGUAUCAGUUUUUCCAAUCGGUGUUGGAUCCAGGUACGACGAUGAAGAACUGCUAAAGCUUUCCGGGCCAUCCAGUAACCACAAGAUCACAAAAGUUCAGCUUUUUGAUGAUUUGCCAACCAUGCUUCUCCUACGUGAUGACUUCAUCAAUAAGCUUUGCACCGAUAUCGUUAAAGUUUGCAUUGAUGAGGAUGGAAACUCACGGAAGACUGGAGAUACCUGGACACUACAAGACGAAUGUCACAUAGUCACAUGCCUGGAGGGUGGCAUAACCAAACUAAGUAACAUUGGAGUGGACUGUGCAAAAAUUCCACAACCACUCUGUGACAAUGAUAUACCCGCAAUGAAGAUUAAGGAGAAAUGUGGAUGUCGAUGGGUGUGCCCGUGCAUCUGUAAGGGAAGCUCCAGCCGUCACAUCGUCACCUUUGAUGGACUUAAUUUUAAGCUCCUCAGCAAUUGCUCCUAUGUGUUGUUUAAUGACAAUAAGAACAAUCUGGAAGUCAUCCUGCAGAAUGGGGAAUGUGGGUUAUCGAGUGGCCAGACCUGCAUGGAUUCAGUGAGCGUGAAGUACAAUGGGGACAUUGUGAAGCUCUCGUACAAUAUGCAGGUCUCCGUCAAUGGAGAACUGGUCCAGGUACCUUACAACAACACCUUUGAAGUGGGUGUUUUUGGAGCCAUUAUGCAUAAUCUUAAAAUUCCAGAGCUGGGAUUCGUCUUUUCAUUUACCCCAGGAAAUAAUGAAUUUAUACUUGAGUUCAUCCCGCAUGGUUUCUCAGCCAAAACUUCAGGACUUUGUGGAAUAUGCGACCACAACCCAGUCAAUGACUUCACCCUCAGGGACGGCUCAGUAACAAGAGACAGCAGCAAAUUUGUGAAGGAAUGGACCAUGGUGGAUGAGUUUGGAAGAACAUGUGAAACCAAACUGGAUGAUGUGUGUAGCCAAUCUCCAAGCCAUCAGUGCAACAUUCUGCUUUCCAAGACAUUCGAGCAAUGCCACUCCAAGAUCCAGCCAAGCGAUUACUUUAAGUUGUGUCAAGAGACGAGCUGCCAUGGUCAAGACCCUUGCGAGAUCAUUGCAAGUUACAGCCAUCUGUGUAGGCUUCAUGAAGUGUGUAUAGACUGGAGGUCACCAGAUGUAUGUCCAAUGACCUGUCCCAGUACCAUGGUGUAUAGCCAUUGUCAUGUAGGAUGUGACCAGGACUGUGAGAAGACACCGAGCAAAACUAUGUGUUUCGACCAUCCUACAGAAGGUUGCUUCUGCCCAGAGGGAGAGGUGAUAGUAAACGGGAAAUGUGUUUCACAAGAUGUCUGCAACCAAUGCACUGAUGAGUAUGGAAACAACUACAAGCAUUUGAAAACCUGGAUCCCUAUACACAACCCUUGUAGUAUCUGCAUUUGCCUUGACGAUAGAAUUACCAACUGCUCCUCGAUGCCCUGUCCUACAGUCAAACCUUUGACCUGCGGUCCGUGUGAAGUUCCUUCACUCAAAAGGAGCUCUGAUCAGUGCUGCCCGGAGUAUGAAUGUGUUUGUGAUAAAAGCUCCUGUGAAAUCCCUUCAGUGCCACAUUGUGAGAAUGGAAUGGAACCCGUCCUGAUCAACCCAGGAGAGUGCAAACCCGUCUAUGAGUGCGCCUGCAGAAGGGAGACAUGCCCGUUGUUACGACGUCCCAGCUGCCCACCCUAUAAGAGGCUUUCCAGGAAGACCACCGAGUGCUGUGACACCUACGAAUGUGUCUGCAGUUGCCUAAAUUCUACCGACACCUGUCCGUCCGGAUAUAUAUCGUCUAUCCACACCAAUGAGUGCGGCUGCACCAGCGUCACCUGUACUGCAGAUAAGGUCUGUGUACAUAAGAGUAACGUUUACCAUGUUGGGAGCUCCUGGGAAGAUGGCUGCCUGAAUUGUAAGUGCACCGACCUGGUGGACCCCAUCACAAACCUUCUCAGUGUCCAGUGUGAGCAGAAGCCGUGUGAUAGAAACUGCAGUCCCGGUUUUAAGUAUGUGACUAAGGAACACGAGUGCUGCGGAACCUGUAAAAGAGCUGUGUGUGAACAGGAGGUGAUCUCCAGAAGAAGAGGAGAUAUGAUAAUGGGCGGAGCACCGAGAGAAACACGCUAUUAUAGUGUUGGUGCAAGGUGGACGUCACCUUAUGAUCCUUGUAUCAUCAAUGAAUGCACUCUGGUGAACGGAGAAGUCUUCACCUUGCAGAUGAAUGUCUCCUGCUCUGAUAUGGAGACUACGAAAUGUCCUACAGGGUUGGAAUUGACCUGCACACAUGGCUCCGAAUGUUGUCCCAUCUGCCGAUGUGAACCCAUUCCUGGCUGCUUCCUUAAUGGGACUAUCAUCGGGCCCGGAAAAACGUUAAUGAUUGACGAAUGCUCCUCCUGUGAAUGCAGCUUCUCCAGCGGACCUACUACAAGCUAUAAACUUUCCUGUAGACGGAUCCGCUGUGAACCAUGUCCAGAGAAUACAGUCUUACAGAAGAAUAGUGGAGAAUGUUGUGGUAAAUGUGUAAUGACAGCCUGUCCGGUCACCAUGAAGAAUGGAAAUCGGGUCACUGUACAGCUCAAUGAAACCUUACGAGAAGGCUGCAACGCUUACACCUGCAAAGCGAAUGAGCAAGGUGGCCUGAUGUUGGUGACUAGCAAGACUAAAUGCCCGGACUUUAGUCGAGAAAAGUGCCUAGCUGAUGGGGGUGUAAUUAAACAGCUUGCCGAUUCUUGCUGUGAAACCUGUGUGGAGCCAGAAUGCAAACAAAUAGGAGUUCCCAAAUAUAUUCAGGUUGCUGACUGCGUGUCGGAGCGAGAGCUGAGCAUGCUGUCUUGUGAGGGUAAAUGCACUAGUACAUCCAUCUACAACACAAAAACCCACAAUAUGGAAGACCAGUGCACCUGUUGCACAGCAACACAGACUGAACUGGUGAAAGUUUCACUCCGAUGCAACAAUGGGACUACAGUAGAACAUGAGGUCACGCAAGCCACAAACUGUGAAUGUGUGUCCCGGAAAUGUACCAAAUAAAAAUGUCUAACUACUGCUGUGUAAGGUGGCGGCUGAGCAAUGUGCCCAUCUAUAGUGCCCUGUCAGUUAUUUGUGCACAAACAUAACAUGUGAGAUUAUGCCUUUUCAAGCCUAUAUGUCCUAAAUGGGGGGAACCGUCAUGGCCGAGGAAAAUAGUUGAUAAAACUGGGAAAUGACCAAUGUUAGAGACCUGACAAUGUGCAAUCUAAAGUUUUUAUUUUGAAUUCAAAUUUUGUAUUUUUUUAUUUCUAUAGACAAAUUAUUCUCUAUUUUAGAAAGCAUUGACUAUUUUAUGUUUUUUUAAAAUGCAAUAAAGCUUUAGCUGUGUUUUGGUUGGUAAAUCCAUCCAGCUGUAAAAAAAAAAAAAAAAAAAUUCUAUAUGUGCUGAAAGUGACUAAUUCCGACACACCGCAAAACCUGGAGAUCAUUAAAUCUAGGUGUUAAACAUUAAUAUGCUACUGUCACAGAUUGUUCAUCCUGCAUUCUGUUCCUUUUAGCUGCAAAAAAAAAGAUAAAAAAUAUAAAUAAAGUAAAUUUUAACA
Hyla sarda is the source of this 9181-nucleotide messenger RNA. RefSeq names its product von Willebrand factor (gene VWF). Gene Ontology annotation, molecular function: protein binding. The transcript is spliced from 52 exons. Lineage: Eukaryota; Metazoa; Chordata; Amphibia; Anura; Hylidae. Bases 168 to 8639 code for a protein of 2823 amino acids. Gene Ontology annotation, biological process: blood coagulation; blood vessel development; regulation of angiogenesis. The record is from RefSeq and is a predicted model, not a curated record. Gene Ontology annotation, cellular component: extracellular matrix.